This is a messenger RNA of Sinocyclocheilus anshuiensis, 861 nucleotides long. Its product is annotated as zinc finger protein 678-like. Gene Ontology annotation, biological process: regulation of transcription by RNA polymerase II. The transcript is spliced from 2 exons. Gene Ontology annotation, cellular component: nucleus. The record is from RefSeq and is a predicted model, not a curated record. The coding region runs from base 80 to 859 and encodes 259 amino acids. Gene Ontology annotation, molecular function: RNA polymerase II transcription regulatory region sequence-specific DNA binding; DNA-binding transcription factor activity, RNA polymerase II-specific. NCBI's taxonomy places the organism in Eukaryota, Metazoa, Chordata, Actinopteri, Cypriniformes, Cyprinidae.
AGAAAAAAAGAGCCAAGAAAUAUUUCACCUGCACUCAGUGUGGAAAGAUUUGACAAGCAAAUAUAAUUUUGAUGUUCACAUGAGAGUUCAUACUGGAGAGAAACUGUUCACUUGUGAUCAGUGCGGGAAGAAUUUCACUCAAUCAUCACACCUUAAGGAUCACACAAACAUCCACACUGGAGAAAAACCGUACAAGUGUUCACAAUGUGACAAGAGAUUCAGUCGGUCAGGACACCUGAAAACACAUGAGAGGAUCCACACUGGAGAGAAACCGUACAAGUGUGAUCAGUGCAGGAAGAGUUUCACAAUAAAAGGACACCUUUCAGCACAUAUGAGAGUUCAUACGGGAGAGAAACCAUUCACUUGCGAUCAGUGCGGGAAGAGUUUCACUCAAUCAGCACAUCUUAAUAAUCACAUGAAGAUCCACACUAGAGAGAAACUGUACACAUGUGAUCAAUGCGGGAAAAUGUUAUUGAGGGCUUCAGCCCUAAAGCAGCACAUGAAUGUUCAUACAAAGGAGAAGCCACAUUCAUGUUAUUUGUGUGGAAAGAGUUUUUUAUGUCUACAAAGUUUGAAAGAACAUCAGAAAAUACAUACUGCUGUGAGAGAGUACAUGUGCUUUGAGUGUGAAAAGACUUUUACUACAGCAAACUGUUUAAAACGGCACGAGAGGAUCCACACUGGAGAGAAACCUUACAAGUGUUCACACUGUGACAAGAGAUUCAGUGAUUCAGCAAAUCUGAAAAGACACGAGAGGAUUCACACUGGAGAGAAACCGUAUCACUGCACUGCAUGUGGGAAGUGUUUCAAUAAUUCAUCUGCUCUACAGAGACAUACAAAAAACUAUCACAGUAAGUAGAU